Messenger RNA from Pongo pygmaeus (Bornean orangutan), 623 nucleotides. Its product is annotated as methylmalonyl-CoA epimerase, mitochondrial-like. Gene Ontology annotation, cellular component: mitochondrion. Bases 1 to 576 code for a protein of 191 amino acids. NCBI's taxonomy places the organism in Eukaryota, Metazoa, Chordata, Mammalia, Primates, Hominidae. The record is from RefSeq and is a predicted model, not a curated record. The transcript has 4 exons. Gene Ontology annotation, molecular function: methylmalonyl-CoA epimerase activity. Gene Ontology annotation, biological process: L-methylmalonyl-CoA metabolic process.
AUGGCUGUCUGCAACUCCCUACACAACGGCUGCAAGCAAGGCAAGAGAGCCCCAGGAAACCGCACCACAAGGAUGCGCCUAGGGCAACUUGGGAUCUCCCCGCCGAAAGUUUCAGGGCCAGAGCAUGUGAUAGUACUUCAUAUCCAGAUAACAUUCCAUUGUAUAGAAGUGAAUGGUAUUGCAUUGUUUGGCUAUCAGAAAUCCUACUGUUAUGAACAUUACUGGCUUUUUUCCAGACUCCAAGCUCCGGGUCCAACACUAAGAGCCUUUUCCGUGUCACAGCCUUUGCAUCAAGUGGCAGGUCCUGUGUGGAACCUGGGUCCACUCAAUCAUGUAGCCAUAGCAGUGCCAGAUUUGGAAAAGGCCGCCGCAUUUUCUAAGAAUAUUCUGGGAGCCCAGUUAAGUGAAGUGGUCCCUCUUCCUGAACAUGGAGUAUCUGUUGUUUUUGUCACCCUGGGAAAUACCAAGAUGGAACUGCUUCAUCCGUUGGGAAGUGAGUGUCCAGUUGCAGGUUUUCUGCAGAAAAACAAGGCUGGAGGAAUGCAUCACGUCUGCAUUGAGAUCUUUUUUCACUGAGCAUCUAUUCCUCGGGAAAGAAAAAUUAUAUAACUUCAAAGUAACAG